This is a messenger RNA of Arachis stenosperma, 408 nucleotides long. RefSeq names its product chlorophyll a-b binding protein CP26, chloroplastic-like. Gene Ontology annotation, cellular component: plastoglobule; chloroplast thylakoid membrane. Bases 1 to 408 code for a protein of 135 amino acids. The record is from RefSeq and is a predicted model, not a curated record. Gene Ontology annotation, biological process: response to light stimulus; photosynthesis, light harvesting in photosystem I. The transcript has 4 exons. Lineage: Eukaryota; Viridiplantae; Streptophyta; Magnoliopsida; Fabales; Fabaceae.
AUGGCUUCAAUUGGGGUGUUAGAGAUGCUUGGAAACCCCAUCAAGUUGAGUGGUGCAACAAGGUCAGCACCAUCAGCUUCUAGCCCUGCCACCUUCGAGACUGUGGCUCUCUUUGGUAAGAAGAAGGCAGCACCACCUCCUCCUUCAAAGAAAGUUGCUGCUGCUGUCACUCCUGCCAAUGAUGAACUCGCCAAGUGGUAUGGUCCUGACAGAAAGAUCUUCUUGCCAGAGGGUCUCUUGGACCGAUCCAAGAUCCCACCAUACUUGACUGGAGAAGUGCCCGGAGACUAUGGUUAUGAUCCUUUUGGUCUCAGCAAGAAGCCGGAGGACUUUGCCAAGAUUCUGGCUGAAGUUGAAAACCUUGCUGCUAAUUGUAAUGAGACUGAGCUUAAGUUGUAUUAUUUCUGA